AAUGAAUGGUGUUUAGUAUUGUACUUUAGUUGUCGUAAGUGGAAGUGAAACGCGUUAGGAGACAUUUCGAUCGAGCUCGCAGCGAACAUGUCGCUGCUGUUCUCGUCCAAGUGCGCGGAGCACGCGCUUCGGAAGCUAAGAACAAUGUUUGCAUUCCAUUAAAUCGGAGCGCGUUAAUACGGGGAAUGACAUUCGCGUAAGCUUUAAUUUACAGAACAACUCCGCGUGCACGCUGUGGUUCUAUCUGCUGCGUCGGCGCCCGUAAAUAAUUAGUACUUCUGAAAGAAAAAAAUAAAAAAAAUUAAACGAAAAUUAAAUAAAAACAUGAAUUUUAAAUCCAAAGUGCAACGCGUGCGAAAAACAAAGUCAACAUACGCACAUAUUGCAGCGCGGCAUAAUUAACGCACACAUUGGCGAUUGCACGCUCAUCCCGCGACGCAACGAAGUACACAGCUUGUCCCUUCGCUGGCGGGUGGCGUCGAGUUCGCGCAUAUUCCGCUUUUAAUUACCACGAAUUCGCGCAGAAGCAGCGAUAUUUAUGCGAAUUACAUAUUUUGCCGCGCAAUAAGCGAGCAGUAAAUUGUAAAACAAAACGACGAAGUAAACAAAAACAAAAGUUUAAUUGUAAUAAAAGGCGAAUGUAAGCGUAAAGCAAAGCGCAGAACGCGUGAAAGCGAAACAUUGGAAGAUACAUAGGUACUUUUGGCAAAUGGCGAAUUUUUAAUUCAAUUCGCCCUCUUCCCUGCACUUUUGCCAUCAGUAACAAUGAGAACCACGACAAAAAAAAAAGACAACAAUAGUCACUGCGAAAUAAAUAUAAACAAAUAACGAAAAUUAAUUGAAAUCGUUUUACAUGCCACAUUCGAGGCGGGUGCGCGCGUGAUAAAACGAAAAGCCGAACAGUCCGCCAAGAAUAGCAACAAAGAACACAUAAAAGUACCAGAUAAAAAGCAAGCCACAAAAGCGCCACAAUGACUAUGAAAUCAAUGAAAUACUCCGAUUGUGAUACGAUCAUGGAUGGCUAUAAUCCGGUGCCGCCUCCAUUGCCGCGGCGCGUACCGCCCGUACGAAAUAUCUACGCCGAGCCAUUUGCACACGAACCCAAUCAUUCAAGCAGAUUGGGUCCAAUGCCGGGCGGGCAUCAACAACAGAUGGCGCAAAGUAUGUCAACAGGCAACAAUACGCUGGGUCACGGCGGCAUCGACCGGGGCGGCGGAGUGCCCGGUGGCGGAGGUGGGCCAGGCAUGAAUGGACCGGGGGGACCGCAUUGUCAGAUGAGCGGCUCACAGCCGUUGGUAAUGCCCGGGUUCCCGUUGCGUAACUCACACUCAGCGCAUACACCGCACUACUCGCCCUAUUCGCCAUCCAGGUUUCACAUAGAUAAGCGCUGCCAGCACCGAUGUUCCUGGAAAUGUUUAAGUAUCGCCUUAAUACUAGUAACAGUCGUCCUAAGCGCCAUGUUGACCUACUUCGCAGCUGUCAGUUCGAUGAAGCCCAACAUGGACUCAACAAAUUGCAUCCUAGUCCAAGAUGUAAAGUCGCAACCACACGACUUGCAUGGCAACGUGAAAUCCAGUGGAAGCAGCGCCAGUGGCGGCCAAUUGCCAACCGCCUACCCCACAGAGGAGUCAAUACAAACGAGCACAUCGGACCACAGUGGAACCAGUAGUGGCUAUGGAGGCAUGCAGAACUCGGCGCCGUCGCUGCAGCUUCAACAGCAGCAACAAUUGCUGCUGCAGCAACAGCAGCCAAAUGCCAUCAAUCAUCAACAGACAUUGGCCGGCGUCCCACAAGAUGCCACCUCCCAUCUGCAGGACCAAUCGUACACGGCACAGCAACAACAGUCCUCACAGCAUCAACAGCAGCUGUUGAAGUGGCCGCAGGUGGUGGAGUUGAAGGACUUCAAUGAAUUCUACCACGCCAACAUACCACCCUAUCAGUUCUGGAACCUCGAAUUUCGCAACAAGCACCCGGCCUUCAUACGCUUCAAUUUCACGCUGCCGUGGGGCGCCAGCUUUGCGGUCUAUUCGCGCCGCAACGUAGCACCUUCUGUUACGCAGCACGAUUUCGUCGAGUUCAUCAAGGGCGGUCGGCUGGAUAGUCACCUGCGGCACAAACGCGCCGCGCAAUGGCGGAAUGAAAGCGUUCAAGGCUUCAAGGACUUCGACACGGACAUGCAAUGGCGGGUUGGUGAAGAGGACGAUGAUGAUGAUGAGCUGCAACGCGCGUCACACGAAUCGAAUAACGGACCGCGCCGGUCGUCCAGCUUCUAUGCUGAUGAAGGCGAUUCUCUGGAUGAGGCGGAUGAUGAUUCGGCGGCAAUGGCGGAAAUCGAUGAUUAUGGAGGAGGCGAGUAUGAUGUCGAAACGCCGCUAGAUACAGCCAAGCAUUUUGCGCAGCGUUCGAGAGCGACUCAGCGCCGGCUAUACAAGCGUUCGGCCAUUGGCGUGGCUGGCGCUGGAGGCAUGGCCGACGGCAUGGGCGGACUACCCGCGCUCGAUCUGGACACAAUGAUGGUGAAUGUAUCGCUGCUGCAGUACCUGGACACGGGCUUGUGGUUCAUCUCCGUUUACAAUGACGAAUUGGUUGCACAUUCGGUGACGUUGGUGGUCGAAGAGGCGGAGGGCGUGAGCACAACAUGUCCCAAUGACUGUUCGGGGCGCGGCAGCUGCUACCUUGGCAAAUGCGACUGCAUCGACGGCUACCAAGGCACGGAUUGUUCAAAAAGUGUCUGUCCGGUACUUUGCUCCGCUCAUGGCCAUUACGGUGGUGGCAUCUGCCACUGCGAGGAGGGUUGGAAGGGAUCCGAAUGCGACAUUCCCGUCGGCGAGUGCGAGGUGCCGAACUGCUCCAACCACGGACGCUGCAUAGAAGGCGAAUGCCACUGCGAACGCGGCUGGAAGGGGCCAUUCUGCGAUCAACAUGACUGCCUUGAUCCCUUGUGCUCCGGCCACGGCACUUGCGUGGCUGGUCAGUGCUACUGCAAGGCCGGCUGGCAAGGCGAGGACUGCGGCACCAUCGAUCAGCAAGUGUAUCAGUGUCUGCCCGGCUGCUCCGAGCACGGCACGUACGAUCUGGAAACGGGUCAGUGUGUGUGCGAACGUCAUUGGACCGGACCGGAUUGCUCGCAAGCCGUAUGCAGUUUGGACUGUGGGCCGAACGGUGUUUGUGAGUCGAGCAAAUGCCGCUGUAAUCCCGGCUGGACUGGUAAUCUCUGCGAUCAGCUGCCCUGCGACGCCAGAUGUUCGGAGCAUGGACAGUGUAAAAACGGAACCUGCGUGUGCUCGCAAGGCUGGAAUGGACGGCAUUGUACGCUGCCUGGAUGUGAGAACGGCUGCUCGCGUCAUGGCCAAUGUACACUGGAAAAUGGCGAAUAUCGCUGCGACUGCAUUGAAGGAUGGGCCGGAUCUGAUUGCUCGAUUGCGCUGGAAAUGAACUGCAAGGACAACAUUGAUAACGACGGCGACGGAAUGACGGAUUGUUCGGACAGCGAGUGCUGCUCGCACCCCGCCUGCGCGGAGCAUAUCAUGUGCCUGUCUUCCAACGACCCUGUGGAGGUGCUGCUGCGCAAGCAGCCACCCUCCGUGACCGCAUCCUUCUAUCAGCGCGUCAAAUUUCUGAUUGAGGAGAACUCGGUGCAGUCGUACGCACACAUGGACGAAUACAGUGAAAAUCUCUUCUGGAGUUCAUUCACGCCUUGGUAAGUUGACAAUUGCGAAUCUCAGAGAAAUCGAUAACUCGAUCAGGACUCAUAUCGGGCAAUUGAAACCCGACAAAAUAAGAACAGAAAACACAUAUUUCAUUUUAUAGUUUCUUUCGUCAAUGUGUUUCGUUUUCCGAUGUAUCUCGAAAUCAGAACGAGCAAAAACGAGCAGAGGACUUUGCCACUAAAUCACAAAAAUUCGAUUUUACUGCAAUACAAAAAUACAUUUGUACAUAAAUACAAAGUUAUAUACAUAUCUAUACAUGUAUUGAUACUAUGGAACGAAGAUCAGAGAUGGGAGCAAACUUUUUAAUUUU
Rhagoletis zephyria (snowberry fruit fly) is the source of this 4020-nucleotide messenger RNA. Its product is annotated as teneurin-a-like. NCBI's taxonomy places the organism in Eukaryota, Metazoa, Arthropoda, Insecta, Diptera, Tephritidae. The record is from RefSeq and is a predicted model, not a curated record. Gene Ontology annotation, biological process: motor neuron axon guidance.